This is a messenger RNA of Scleropages formosus (Asian bonytongue), 2515 nucleotides long. RefSeq names its product phosphoglucomutase-1-like. Lineage: Eukaryota; Metazoa; Chordata; Actinopteri; Osteoglossiformes; Osteoglossidae. The transcript has 11 exons. The record is from RefSeq and is a predicted model, not a curated record. Gene Ontology annotation, biological process: carbohydrate metabolic process. The coding region runs from base 54 to 1754 and encodes 566 amino acids. Gene Ontology annotation, cellular component: cytosol. Gene Ontology annotation, molecular function: phosphoglucomutase activity.
UUGACCGACAUUUCUGGUAACCUCUUCUUUUUGAUUUUUUUACCAUCCCGACAAUGGAUGACAGUCCUCUACAGGUUCUCACUCUGCCCACUACACCAUAUGCUGACCAAAAGCCAUGCACCAGUGGGCUGAUGAAGAAGACAUACAUUUUUGAGACAAAGCAGGACUACCUCCAGAAUUUCAUCCAGAGCAUAUUCUCCUCCAUAGACCUGAGAGACCGACAGGGCUCCACUAUGGUGGUGGGAGGAGAUGGCCGCUAUCUCAAUAAAACUGCUAUAGAAGUUAUUGUGCAAAUGGCAGCUGCAAAUGGGAUCGGGCGGCUGGUGAUUGGCCAGAAUGGGAUCAUGUCCACCCCAGCCAUGUCGUGCAUGAUCAGGAAGGUCAGGGCCAUCGGGGGCAUUGUCCUCACGGCCUGUCACAACCCUGGAGGUCCUGACGGGGACUUCGGCAUUAAGUUCAAUACUUCCAACGGAGGUCCUGCACCAGAGGCCAUACUAGACAAAAUCUUCCAGAUCAGUAAAACUAUUGAGGAGUAUGCAAUAUGCCCAGACCUGAAAGUGCACCUCUCCACCACUGGCAAGCAGACAUUUGACUUGGAGAACAAGUUCAAGCCCUUUACAGUGGAGAUUGUGGACUCCGUGGACUCAUACGCCAACAUGCUCAGAAACAUCUUUGACUUUGCCGCUUUGAAGGAGCUGCUUUCUGGACCCAACCACAUCAAGAUCCGUAUAGAUGCCAUGCACGGAGCUACAGGCCCCUAUGUCAAGAGAAUCCUGUGUGAAGAGCUGGGUUCCCCUGCCAAUUCAGCUAUCAACUGCAUCCCCAAAGAGGACUUUGGAGGCCACUGCCCUGACCCCAAUUUGGUGCAUGCCACCGACCUAGUGGAGACCAUGACAGACGGGCAAUACGAUUUUGGUGCAGCCUUCGACGGUGAUGGCGAUCACAACAUGAUACUGGGGAAGAAUGGCUUCUUCGUCAACCCCUCUGACUCGGUGGCCAUCAUUGCAGCUAACAUCUUCAACAUUCCCUACUUCCAGCAGUCUGGGGUGAGAGGGUUUGCCCGCAGCAUGCCCACCAGUGGUGCCCUGGACAAAGUGGCUAAAGCCACCAAAAUCCAGCUCCAUGAGACUCCAGCAGGAUGGAAGUUCUUCGUGAAUCUGAUGGAUGCAGGGAAGCUGUCUCUGUGUGGAGAAGAGAGCUUUGGUACCAGUUCUGACCACAUCCGUGAGAAGGAUGGACUCUGGGCUGUGCUGGCUUGGCUGUCAAUCCUUGCCUUUAAGAAGCAGAGUGUUGAGGAGAUAAUGAAAGACCACUGGCAGAAAUAUGGUAGGAACUUCUUCACUAGGUAUGACUAUGAGGAAGUGGACCCUGAAACUGCCAACAGGAUAAUGGAGGACCUAGAAGCAAUGAUAUCUGGCAAAUCCUUCAUCGGAGACACUUUUUCAGCAGGAGAAAAGACCUACCAAGUAUACAAAGCCGACAUUUUUGAGUACACCGACCCGGUGGAUGGAAGCAUCUUGAGAAACCAGGGCCUGCGGAUCAUCUUCUCCGACAGUUCCCGCAUCAUAUUUAGCCAUAGUGGAACAAGCUGUGCUAGGGCAACCAUCAGACUCUAUCUAGACAGCUAUGAAAAGGACCCCCAGAAGAUAUGCCAGGAUCCACAGGUUGCACUGGCUCCACUGGUCAAGAUUGCAUUGAAGAUGUCUCAUAUCCAUGAGAAGAUAGGCUGCAAGGGGCCCACCAUGAUCACAUGAUCCCCCUUUUCCCAGCCUUUGCCAGACACUUUCCACAAUACCUGCACUGGCCCAUCUCUUUUAACUUCCCAUUUACAAACUGAAAAUCAUCCUGUAAAAACUCCUUUAUUAUAAAAAUCAACCUAAGCCGAAACAAAGGACAAAACACUGAUGUAUAUUUAAAAUUCUGUCUUACAAACUGAAAAAGGUUGAAUGUAGUUUGACAUGCUGUAAUUAGAACAGUCUUUCCUGAAAUAAAAACAUUUAUAAGCCGGGGAAUGUCCAGGAGCAGUUCACACAGGCCUUAUUCUCAGGUAGUAAGUAAUGAUGUGACCACGUUUGUCAGAAUACAGUUAUCCCAUAACAAUCUGAAAAAGAGAAGAGUUUUUAGAAGAAUAUUAAAUACCAUAAAAACUCAGAGCAGCACAUUGACAGUAACAUCUGGGGGUGAGAGAAAUUUGAGAAACAAUAAAAAACGCUUUUUUGUUCUGGCAAAUAGGAAAAGCUCUUUUAAACAGAUUCCUUUUGUACCUUAUACAUAUAAUGAAUCAAAUUUCAAAACUCAUUAAAUUCUGCCUUAGAAAAGGGCACAAUGUACAGGUUUUGUUAAGACUUCCUGCCAGAGGUGCUGAUUCAGUUCUGUGGUAGUUUUUGAGGCUGUACUUUCGUGGCAUUUAGCAACUAUCCUAUGAAGUGUCCGUCUAUCCUUGUCGGUCAACUUUGAUUUGCAACCACUCUUCCGCUUUGGGGGUGCAGUGGGUUGGACCGGGUCCUGUUCUCUG